GCUAUAUCCUAGCCGUUAUAGCCAUCCUUAACGGCACCAUUUCACAUGCUUAUAAAUUCAAAUUAUCCAACGUUUUCAAAGAUCAAAGCAGACAAUAUUCAACAUCAUAAUGGCUUCUUCCAAGCUUAGAAGUGCAUGCUCCUUCACAAGUCUCCUCCUUUGCUGUUUGAAUUUCACUCUGUUUAUCCUUUCUGCUUCCUCAUUUGCGCCCACUGUCCUUCUCAAAAUGCCCCCAACUUCCUUUGGCAUGGCACUGCUUCUGGUUUCUGGCAUCUCACUUCUCUCAUCUUUUGUGGGCUUCUACUCACAGCUCACAUACUUUUGUUUUCUCACCCACAUUUCACUUGUACUCGCCUCAUUGAUAGGACAAGUGCUGAGCAUAUUAACCUUGUUUACAAAAGAGAAAGCAAGCCUCUCCCUUUUGAAGUCACCACGUGACCCAAAGGAAGCCAAACUUUUGUUAAGGCUAGAAUGUGGGGCUUUGAUGGCAAUGUGUAUGUUGCAGUUGUUGGUGUUGAUAUUGAGUUGUUCAGUUCAUAGCUGUUGGGUGAAAGAUUAUGAAGAACUGGAAGCAGAGAAAGAGGCCACUACAAGGAAGAGGAGUAUAAGGAUUGCCAAAGUGCAAGAGGAAUCCAAGGAAAAUGCAACCAAGAUUGCAGAUAUCAAAGCUAAGGAAUUGGAUGAGAAAAUGAAAAGCAAGUAUGGGCAGUGGGUGAAGACUGAUUUUGAACCAUGAGGCCACUCAACACCUUGCUCUAUCUUCCUUCUACCUUGUACUAGUGUGUAGAUAUUUGCAUAAUUCAUUUUUAAUUCCUUCGUCAGUCGCCUAUUGUUUGUUCUGGUCACUAUGGGUGUGGCCAUUGUAUUCCAAUGUGUGAGCAUUCAAGGUAGA
Gastrolobium bilobum is the source of this 892-nucleotide messenger RNA. RefSeq lists its product as uncharacterized. The transcript has a single exon. Lineage: Eukaryota; Viridiplantae; Streptophyta; Magnoliopsida; Fabales; Fabaceae. The record is from RefSeq and is a predicted model, not a curated record. Bases 110 to 736 code for a protein of 208 amino acids.